Molecule: messenger RNA, 735 nt
Organism: Paramuricea clavata
Lineage: Eukaryota; Metazoa; Cnidaria; Anthozoa; Malacalcyonacea; Plexauridae
Source: the annotation of a GenBank genome assembly
AUGAAGGACGCGGUCAGUAACAUUUUAGAGCAAUUUAAUAAUCACUUUGGUAAAUACCCAAAAUUCGCCCAGUUUGAUCAAGGCACAGAGUUCUACAACAAGGAUGUAAAAUUAUUGCUUAAUAAACAUAACAUUGAGUUUUUCUCUACUUACUCAGAUAAAAAGGCCGCCGUUGUGGAAAGAUUUAACAGAACACUGAAAGCGCUAAUGUGGAAGUACUUUUACAGUGCCAGUACAUAUAAAUGGUUAAACGUCCUUCAAGACUUAACUGAUAAUUACAACAGUUCAGUGAAUAGAUCAAUUAAAACAACACCAGACAGUGUAAAUGAUUCCAAUUGGACUGAAGUAUGGAAGACACUUUUUAGACACAAUUUAGGCAAGCCGUUGGAACCAAAGUUUGCUGUGGGAGAAAGUGUUAGGAUUUCAAAGUACAAAUCAGUGUUCACAAAAGGAUAUGAAGCAAACUUCACAGAGGAAUUGUUCACUGUGACGGAAGUGUAUCACGGACAUCCAAACACAUACACAAUAAAAGACAGUGCUGAUGAACCGAUAAUUGGCAGAUUUUAUGAACAAGAACUGUAUAGCGCUGAAGGAAGGGAACCUGAUUUUAAGAUAGAGAAAGUACUAAGAAGAAGAACGGUGAAGGGUAAAAAGAUGGCUCUCAUUAAGUGGUUAGGUUAUGAUGACAAAUUUAACAGUUGGAUACCAGCUGGAGACAUCAAGUCCCUAACAUAG